Molecule: messenger RNA, 1703 nt
Organism: Guyanagaster necrorhizus
Lineage: Eukaryota; Fungi; Basidiomycota; Agaricomycetes; Agaricales; Physalacriaceae
Exons: 4
Coding region: 92-1606 (504 amino acids)
Source: RefSeq, a predicted model, not a curated record
CGGGCGCAUUUUUAACCCUCGACCGUACGCGACAAUUUGUGCCUCGAUACGAUGCUAUGCCAGGCGUAUUUGAUUCACCAAAGAAGUUGAAAUGGAUUCUGGAAGGCGGUAUUGGUGGCUUAGCCAUUGGAUACACCUUUGGACGUUGCAUUUUUCGACGUUCUUGGCACUGCUGAUUCCAUCCAUAACAUCCUCAAGCGCGUUAUCAUACAAGUCCUUUGUUGCCGUCUGGUUUCUGACCUCUCUUCUGACUACCUUUCUCGCCGGAAGAUGGAAGUACUGUGCACUGGCAUUCGGCGGUAUCUCCGGAGGCGCCCUAUUCGUCCUCGCUCUUUCUGUCAUCAUUCAUCCCUCGCUGCUGACACGCAUCGUCUUUUUGUCUAUAUGCCCCCCCAUUGUGACUCUCUUCACUCUGCUUCCCCUUGUCAAAUUUCAGCAUGCGUCUCUUCGCUUUGCUACUGCUUCCAUGGGUUCCUUUGGCGUCAUCGUCGCUAUCGCGGCCUUGGCUCAUAUUCCCGCAUGGGCUAAUGUUUGGGACCGUCUGUGGCUUACCGCAAGUAUAGAAUGGGAAACAAGCGAGGAGAGAGGUCUCAGUGCAGGAUUCUGUCUGUUCCUCUGCACAGGAAUGUUGUCAGAUUGGUUCAUGAAGAGGACAUUUGGCGAGUGCCCGGAUGAGAAAUGGGAUAGCUAUCUCGCCGACUAUGCAACGAACCUUCCUAAUCGUGCGGACCGUGCAGGAGUGUAUCAGCCUUUCACAUCUGUAUGGGAUCGCAUCUUUGGCUCAACCGAGAAACCCGUCAUUCCCAAGAAUCUUGUCUUCCCUGACGAUGACAAGACUGGUUCGUCUUUGCCUUUGAAGCCAGACAAGAGCGGGCAGACCCCUCCUGAACAUUCCUCAUUCGAUCUCCAUCAAAGCCCGGGGUUCUUGAAGAAGGCACGCUUAAAGAAUAACAACCGGGCUCGUUUUCAUGCUCGCAUGGUCGAGUGUAAACGCAAUCGAGAAGCUGUCAAGUUCCGGCCUCUAGACCAACUCGAGUCCGGCUCAGAUUCAGAGGAAGACGGCCUCAAAGCGAAACCACUCACAGGUGGACGGCCGUGGCUGAAGCAAAGUCAUUCUACGACAUCCACGCCGCCAACGCUGGUUGGCGACAGCGAAACAGAUGCCAAGAUCAGGCUGCCAGAUGAUAUUGACUACGACAAGGAAAUUCAGAAGCUUGGACAGCUCAAGCGGAAGAAUGUGACCAAUGGACUUGGGGAGGGGGAGGUGCCCGACUACUCUGACCAUGAAGAGGACCUUACGGGUGUCAGUCAGCGGAAGCCCGAUGCUGAAUGGAGUCCCGGGUUCAUAAAGCGAUAUCGGUCGUCGAAGACACUGUCUUCUAGCCGUGGUACAGCUGUCGAGUCACCAUCACCUCCAACGGGUGCUGUUCCCGUCACUCCCUCAUUGAUAAAGGCUCUUGACCGGAUUGCCAUGGCACAAAAGGAUGCGUUUGGACCGCGAGGAAGGGAGGAACUUCCAUGGAUUGAGGAUGAAAACCAAAACUGCGGGGACGGAUGGGCCGAUUUUUGGCGGGAUGUAAGAAAUAAUGCAGCAAGAGUUAGUUGAGCAGAGAGGUUCUGAUUUUAUUAGAUGGGGUUACGACUAGCCUCAAUGCGUUCUCGCCAGGAGGAGCGUGGGGUGUACUUCAUGAUGCGACACGAUU